AUGGGCUUUCUCUCCAAGAUCGGACCGCAGACCACCACGAGCCAGGUGGCACCCGAAAGCGACAACUCGGAUAGCGAACUCUCCGUUAUCCAUGACGGCAACUUGGCCUACGUCCAUCAAACGGCUGGAAAUGGCGCAUCCGGCUAUCAGGAAGCUGUAGGGGCGCCUGUGGAGAAGCAUUCACCUCUGGGCUACCACGUCAACUGGCUUACAGUCAUCUUUCUCAACGUCAACCAUAUGGUCGGCACCGGCAUCUUUUCCACGCCAGCUACGAUUCUCCGUCUGACAGGCUCGGUGGGUUUGGCCCUGAUCUACUGGGUUAUCGGCUUUGUUCUGGCCGCUGCUGGUCUCGGCGUAUACCUGGAGUUCACCAGCUUCUUCCCCAACCGAAGUGGCUCUGAGGUCGUGUGGCUCGAACAAAGCUUUCCAAGACCUAAGCACUUCUUCCCGAUAACCUUUGCUGUUCAAUCCGUCCUUCUGUCUUUCAGUAGUAGCAACGCCAUCGUAUUGUCCAACUAUCUAUGGCGUAUUGCCGGGCGCGCGCCGGACCCAUGGGAGCUCAAGGGUGUAGCUAUUGCCGCAUACACGUUCGCCGUCAUCUGCGUGGUCGCACACAACCGGUAUUCCUUAUGGGCAAUUAAUGGCAUCGGAGCUUUGAAGAUACUACUACUCGUCUUCAUCUCGAUUUCAGGUUUUGUUAUCCUUGGCGGUCAUGCGCCUCGUGUAGAAAACCCUGGCAUCAACUUCAGGGACGGCAACGCCAUGAGCGGAACCACUUCCAGUGGAUAUAAUCUCUCACAAGCUAUGGUUAAUAUCAGCUUCGCCUUCUCUGGGUGGCAGAAUGCCUUCAGCAUGGCCAACGAGAUCAAGAGUCCUCUGCCUACUCUCAAGAAGAACGCUACUGCGUCGCUACUGAUUGUCUUUACACUCUACUUUCUCUGCAACAUCGCCUAUUUCGCCACUGUUCCCAAGGAUGUGUUUAUCGAUUCGAGCGAGCUGGCCGCAGCUGUAUUCUUUCGUACCGCUUUUGGAUCCGCGGCCGAGUCAGCCCUCAACUUUUGUGUCUUGCUCAGUUCUUUUGGCAACCUGCUCGCCGUCUUAGUCGGUCAGUCGCGACAGAUCCGCGAGAUUGCCCGCCAAGGUGUACUUCCGUGGACGGAGUUCUGGGUAUCGACGAAGCCUUUCGGUACACCACUCGGACCUUAUCUCCUGAAAUGGGUUUUUACCAUCAUUAUGAUCGUCGCACCUCCAGCAGGCGACGCAUUUCAGUUUGUCGUCUCGCUGAAGUCAUAUCCAGAUGCCAUCUUUCAUGUGGCUCUAGGCGCAGGCCUCAUUUUCCUCCGCCGGCGUCGCGACCGGUCCGGUACUCCUCGAUCAGACUUUAGGGCUUGGUGGGUUGUCGUCAUCCUAUAUUUACUCUCACAGGUCUAUCUGCUUGUCAUGCCGUGGAUUCCCCCAGUGGGUGGCAUCUAUGCUGGCACCGUCAGCUUUUUCUAUGCCACUUACAUGAUCGUGGGUAUCGCGGUGAUCGGUAUCUGCGGUGCUUAUUACUACGUCUGGAUGAAUGUCCUUCCGCGUUGGGGCAACUAUACCAUCAGGUCGCAGGUGGUCAAUGUGGAUGACAAUGGUGCCAACACGCAUCGGCUGCUACGUGUACCUAAUGCCGAGUUGGCUGAUUGGGAUGCCAACCAUGAUGAGCUUGGUAGGGCGAUACAUUAG
Molecule: messenger RNA, 1719 nt
Organism: Alternaria burnsii
Lineage: Eukaryota; Fungi; Ascomycota; Dothideomycetes; Pleosporales; Pleosporaceae
Product: amino acid transporter
Exons: 1
Coding region: 1-1719 (572 amino acids)
Biological process (GO): amino acid transmembrane transport
Cellular component (GO): membrane
Molecular function (GO): L-amino acid transmembrane transporter activity
Source: RefSeq, a predicted model, not a curated record